Messenger RNA from Guyanagaster necrorhizus, 1050 nucleotides. Its product is annotated as Maf1-domain-containing protein. Gene Ontology annotation, molecular function: RNA polymerase III core binding. NCBI's taxonomy places the organism in Eukaryota, Fungi, Basidiomycota, Agaricomycetes, Agaricales, Physalacriaceae. Gene Ontology annotation, biological process: negative regulation of transcription by RNA polymerase III. The transcript has a single exon. Bases 1 to 1050 code for a protein of 349 amino acids. The record is from RefSeq and is a predicted model, not a curated record. Gene Ontology annotation, cellular component: nucleus.
AUGAAGUACAUUGAUCAGCCAGCGCUCUCUCGUCUCGCCCAGUCACUCACCCACGAGGGGCCGGAAUGCUCUGUAUAUACUCGAAUAGAGGUGUAUAGCUGCAAGAACGUCAAGCGCGACAAGAAGCUGUUUCGAUCGCUCGAGGAUGCCUACAAGGACGAGGCAGCCCAUUCACCGUCAGUUCCUUCUUGGCUCGCUCUCGACGAGCCGGAGAUGACCCCUUUCGGACCCAUCGACAAGCAUGCGUCGCGGAAGACACUCUACCUCCUCAUUGCCACCCUCAACAUCGCUUUUCCUGACUAUGAGUUCUCGGAUGUGCGACCCGGGCAUUUCAACAAAGAAGAGAGCGGAGCGGCGGUACUCAACGCCCUCAGCACGACACUCGUAGCACCACACCGUGCCGGCGUCAGUGCACCGCGUACGUAUUCGUCCUACCCGCCCACGUCGUCCGACUUCUUUCCCGAGCCGAAACCCACGUCGUCCUCGCCCGUCAACAGCUUCCUCCAAAGCCCUUAUGCGCCGCCCCUGAUAGAGUCUGGCACGCACCCGUUCAUCUACCGCCUCCUCGAUGACGUGAUAGGCCUCUCCGAGUGCGAGGUCUUCUCGUACGUACCAGAGAUAGAGGCUGAUCCCCAUGGCAGCGACUUGAGCGACGACGACGAUUAUCCAGCCAGUGAUGAAGCUGAGUCGACAGAUGAGGAAGAGGUGUUCGAGUUUGACGACUAUAAUGUUGACGAGGCCAAGUCAGCGCCUAUACCUAUGAUGGCGCGCCGUCGGUCGGAUGAUAGUCUCAAGUCCGGCCUGACGCGGAGGCGCCGUGGGGCGCUGUUGUGGUCAUCUCACUGGUUCUUUCUGAAUCGCAAGCAGAAACGUAUAUUGUUUAUCUCGGUGUGGGCGAGGACGAAGGGCAAGGGAAAUAUAUGGAUGGGUGGGGAGAAGACAGGCUAUAGGUGGUCGAGUUCUGUGGAUUCAGGUUCGGAGAGGUUUUUAGGGUGGGAAGGAGCUACGGGUGCAGGUGCUCGUGCUCUGGGGUUGACGACAUCGCUGUGA